AUGCCUUCCAAUACGUCUAUCAGUAAUCAUGGCUCAGGUCCGCAAAACAUCUCGUCAGGCGAUGGGCCUCAAUAUAACAACAAUGCGAGUGGCAUACAGAUUAAUUCCAGUAAUUUUGCCGGGUUCAAUCCCUUCCGUGAACUCGCUGAGGUUGAGAGGUUGCCAAUAGAAAAUCGAGGUGGUAUGCCUAGCGACGACCAGCCAUGUUGCCGUGAGGAUUUCCAUGUUGCAAUCAUCUGCACAUUACCUCUCGAGUAUGAUGCCGUUUCACUAGUCUUUGAUCAAUUCUGGGACGAAGACGGAGACUCGUAUGGCCGCGCGCAUGGAGAUACAAACACUUACACAACCGGACAGAUUGGGAAGCAUAACGUCGUGCUGGUACUUCUUCCCAACAUGGGCACGGGCGCGGACGAAAUACUCUUGGGCGACGUAGUCAUUAGCAAAACGGUGAUUCAGCAUACCCUGGGAAGACAGUACCCUAACAAAUUCGUGGCCAAAGAUACAGUAUACGACAGCCUCGGCCGACCAAAUAAAGACGUUCGCACUCUAAUUGCCAGUUUUGAAACUGAGCGUAGACGAAGACAACUGCGGCAGAAGGCCGGACAAUAUCUAAGAGACUUACAAUCCGCAGCAAUAAAAGAGAGGCACCGAUGCAGUUACCGAUAUCCCGGUGUGGGUGAGGACAAGCUAUUUGCGGCCAGCUAUCGCCAUAAACACCGGGCAUCGCAGAAGUGUAAAUGCACUCAGGAGACGAAUGGCCUUUGUGAAGAAGCUGCCCAGGCGCUUUGUUCCACACUCAUGUGCGAUGAAGGACAACUGAUCUUCGUUGGCUGCGUGGCUUCUGGUGAUACGGUAAUGAAGUCUGGUGAACACCGUGACCGAAUCGCUGGACAGCGAGAUAUCAUGGCUUUUGAGAUGGAAGGUGCCGGUAUUUGGGACGAGGUAUCUUGUGUUAUUGUCAAGGGAGUUUGCGAUUAUGCCGAUAGUCACAAGAACAAGGUAUGGCAGCCGUUUGCGGCUGCUACGGCGGCAUCCGUGAUGAAGGCAAUGCUGGGACGAGACACCCUGACCGAGCCAUCAUCUUCUCACUCAAGGGUUAUUCCCGAUUCUCAUGGCCGAUAG
Molecule: messenger RNA, 1122 nt
Organism: Trichoderma breve
Lineage: Eukaryota; Fungi; Ascomycota; Sordariomycetes; Hypocreales; Hypocreaceae
Exons: 4
Coding region: 1-1122 (373 amino acids)
Biological process (GO): nucleoside metabolic process
Molecular function (GO): catalytic activity
Source: RefSeq, a predicted model, not a curated record